AUGGCCCAAUUGGAACCCUACAAAGGCGACUACUAUCUCUGGGAAUACGUCCCUAACCUCGGGGCCGCCGUGGUCUUCGUCCUCAUCUUCGCCGUCUUGACCGUCAUGCACGUCUACCGGCUCAUCAAGACGCGGACCUGGUUCUGUCUCCCCUUUGCCGCCGGCGGCAUCUUUGAACUGUACGGCUACGGCGGCCGCAUCGGCGCGCACAAGAACACGGCCUCCUUAUUUUCCUACGCCCUGGCCAACGACGGCCUCCUGCUGGCGCCCGCCCUCUUCGCCGCCUCGGUCUACAUGACGCUGGGCCGGGUGAUCCGCGCCCUGCACGCCCAGAAGUUCUCGCUCCUGCCGCUGACCUGGCUCACCCGGGCGUUCGUGAUUGGUGACGUGCUCUCGUUCGCGGUGCAGGGCUCUUCGGUGGGCCUCAGCGUGACGGGCCACACGACGGGUGCCAAAGCCGUCGUGCUGGUGGGCCUGUUCAUCCAGCUCCUCUCCUUCGGGAUCUUCGGGGCCACCGCCGUCGUCUUCUACCGACGCAUCCUGGCGGCCCCCACGCCGCAGUGCUUCAUUCCGCUUCUCCCGUGGAGAGAGAGCUUGUACAUGUUGUUCGCGGUGAGCGGCCUCAUCAUCGUGCGCUCUGUCUUCCGGAUCAUCGAGUACUGGGGCGGGAAUAGCGGGUAUCUUUUGGCGCACGAGUGGCCCGUGUAUGUGUUUGACUCGUUGCCGAUGCUGGUCGUCAUGGUGGUGUUCUACGUGUGGUAUCCCAGUCGGAUCUGGGGACGGGGCGUGGAGGAGGAGGUGGUGGAUGUGGAGCAGCGCGAGCUGUCGAGCGAUAUCGCGGGUGCGGGGUUUACCGGGACGGAGUACCGGCGUGUGGCUUGA
Molecule: messenger RNA, 882 nt
Organism: Aspergillus japonicus CBS 114.51
Lineage: Eukaryota; Fungi; Ascomycota; Eurotiomycetes; Eurotiales; Aspergillaceae
Product: RTA1 domain-containing protein
Exons: 2
Coding region: 1-882 (293 amino acids)
Cellular component (GO): membrane
Source: RefSeq, a predicted model, not a curated record